UUUUGCAGGUGAAAUAAUAGAACAUUUAAAAAGGAUUCAGGCGGAGUUUGUCUGGUUGAGUCCCGCCUCUGUUUCCACCAUUCCCAGAAUUCUGUAAAAGCAAAGUCACAAUCAAACCCAGACCCAAACCCACCUCAAUUUCAUCCAUCUUCUUCACACAAACACAGUUCAUCAAAUCAAAUGCCCAUGUCUACUUCUCUCUCUUCUUUCUCUCUCAUCCCUGCAAUAAAGAAAAAGAAAAGAAACCGCAUCUUUUUUUUAGUUUCUCGAGUCUUUUGACCAGUUUCCUGUUCAUAAACAGACAACCCACACCCAUCUGGGUCCUUCCUUUUUCUCUACUCUCCAAUUUCUAUGUCUGUCAGAAAAGCGCCAUUAACGAAGCCAAGAUGCUCUUCAAACCCAGAAAAGCUAUAUAUUAAUCAAGGUUGAAAAUGGCGGAUUCGUGUAAAAAAACAAUUCAUGGGUUUUUGUUCCUGAAGAGAAUGGUUCGUUCUGUUUUGUAAGGACACGCAGAGAAUUCGAAGCAGAGGAGGAAGAAGCCAAGUGUUAAGUUAAGAAGCUCUCUGGAUUUGUUGCCCUAAUACGACAACCCCAAUACGUACAAACGCACGUAUUCUUCUACCAAAACGACACCCCAAAUCAUUCCCUUAAACUGGCCGUUUUCCAUCCCCUUUCUUCCUCUCAAUGUUAUUAGCGGCUUUUGUUGCUUUAUUUCUCCUCGCUUCGACCUCGGCGCCGCCCAUUGCGGCGGAGAGUUUCAUACCCACCGCCGAAGAGUACCAGAAACUUACCGGCAUUAAAGCGUACUUGAAGAACAUCAAUAAACCCCCCGUCAAGACAAUUCAGAGCCCAGAUGGGGAUUUAAUCGAUUGCGUGCUCUCUCAUCUUCAACCUGCUUUUGAUCACAUUAAGCUCAGAGGGCAACUCCCAUUGGAUCCCCCAGAAAGGCCAGAGGGUUUCAACUCCUCCGCCGGCUCUGUUGCAGAGAGCUUCCAGCUAUGGCGGCAGACCGGUGAAUCAUGCCCUAAAGGAACCGUUCCCAUUAGAAGAACUACAGAACAAGACAUUUUAAGAGCAAGCUCUGUUCAAAGAUUUGGAAGAAAGCCAAUAAAAUCUGUCAGAAGGGACUCAUCAGACAGCGGCCAUGAGCAUGCUGUAGUGUUUGUUAAUGGAGAACAAUAUUACGGGGCAAAAGCCAACAUAAAUGUUUGGGCACCCCAUGUGAGUGAUCAAUAUGAGUUCAGCUUAUCUCAAAUCUGGGUUAUUUCUGGAUCAUUCAAUAAUGAUUUGAACACCAUUGAAGCUGGUUGGCAGGUUAGUCCUGAGUUAUAUGGAGAUAAUUACCCUAGAUUCUUCACAUAUUGGACGACAGAUGCAUACCAAGCAACAGGGUGCUACAACUUACUGUGUUCUGGGUUUGUUCAAACUAAUAACAAGAUUGCCAUAGGAGCUGCCAUAUCUCCAAGAUCUUAUUACAAUGGCAGACAAUUUGAUGUGGGUUUAAUGAUUUGGAAGGAUCCGAGGCACGGAAACUGGUGGCUGGAAAUUGGGCAGGGACUGUUAGUAGGGUACUGGCCAGCAUUUUUGUUCAGUCACUUGGGAAGCCAUGCCAGCAUGAUCCAAUUUGGAGGAGAAAUAGUGAACACAAGAUCAACAGGGUUACACACAUCAACACAGAUGGGAAGUGGGCAUUUUGCAGAAGAAGGCUAUGGAAAAGCUUCUUAUUUCAGAAAUCUGCAAAUAAUUGAUUGGGACAACAGCUUGCUUCCUAUCUCGAACCUCCAUCUCUUGGCCGAUCAUCCGAAUUGCUAUGACAUAAGACAAGGAAACAACAAGCUUUGGGGCACUUAUUUUUACUAUGGAGGCCCCGGUAGAAAUGUACACUGUCCAUGACCACAUCAAAAUGGCAUAGAUUUUUUCUUUUUCUUUUUUAUUUUUGGGGAUUUUAUUUCUUACCCACUCUCUCUAUAGGCAUUUAGAAUGAUUUGGUUUGCUUUCAUUAUUAUAAUUAUAUAAAUAUCUUUGGGUUUCUUCCUUCC
Molecule: messenger RNA, 2039 nt
Organism: Cucurbita moschata (crookneck pumpkin)
Lineage: Eukaryota; Viridiplantae; Streptophyta; Magnoliopsida; Cucurbitales; Cucurbitaceae
Exons: 7
Coding region: 685-1893 (402 amino acids)
Source: RefSeq, a predicted model, not a curated record